Molecule: messenger RNA, 1040 nt
Organism: Populus euphratica (Euphrates poplar)
Lineage: Eukaryota; Viridiplantae; Streptophyta; Magnoliopsida; Malpighiales; Salicaceae
Exons: 1
Coding region: 4-1014 (336 amino acids)
Biological process (GO): regulation of DNA-templated transcription
Molecular function (GO): double-stranded DNA binding
Source: RefSeq, a predicted model, not a curated record
CUUAUGAACAAAUGUGGGUUCUCUCUAAAAUCUGCUUUGGAAGUUUCUAAACAGGUCCAUUUUGAAACCCCAUAUAAGCCUGAUUCUGUUCUUGCCGUUUUCAAGAACUUUGGCUUCUCGAAGUCCCAUAUCUUGAACCUUGUGAGGAGACGGCCAGCGGUCCUUUUGUCUAAACCUAAAACAACACUUUUGCCCAAGCUUGAGUUUUUCAAUUCUAAAGGUUUUUCAAGCCCUGAUGUUAUCAAAAUCAUAUCAUCCUACCCAUGGGUUUUUAAGUACAGCUUAGAAAACCAGUUAGUUCCUGCUUUUGAUUUCCUUGAAAACUCGCUCCAAUCUGAUGCCGUGGCCAUCAAAGCAAUCAAGCGUUUCCCUCGUAUUCUAAAUGUUACUGCCGAAAACAUGGCACGUGUUGUUGAUGUUUUACGAGACAGUGGAGUCCCUGAAAAGAAUAUUGCUCUACUAAUUCGUUCCCGGCCUUCUAUUAUGGUUACAAAUCUGGAGAAUUUUAAAAAGCUUAUAGAGGAAGUGACCCUAAUGGGAUUUCAUCCUUGCAAGAGUCAGUUUAUUGAAGCAAUCAGGGUGCUGACGUCCAUGAGCAGAUCCACGUGGGAGAAGAAGCUUGAUGUGCAUAGAAAGUGGGGGUUGUCCGAGGAAGAAAUCCUUCAAGCAUUUGUAAAGUGUCCAUGGUUUAUGUCCCUAUCUGAAGAGAAGAUCAUGGCAGUUAUGGAUCUAUUUGUCAACAAACUGGGCUGGGAGUCUUCCUAUAUUGCCAAAAAUCCAACCUUUUCAUCUUAUAGCCUUGAGAAAAGGCUAAUUCCAAGGGCUUUGGUAUUGCAAUUUUUAGUUUCUAAAGGCUUGGUUGGGAAGAGUUUCAGAAGCCUUGCUUUCUUCAAUACACCUGAAGACAAGUUCCGGCAGAUGUUUAUAGAUCACCAUGGUGAGUCUACCCAGAUAUUGAGAUUUUACGAGGAAAAACUGAAUCUUUCGUCAGUUGUAAACUCUUCCGCUUUUUAAAUCACGAUCACUAUACAUUUUUUUCA